This is a messenger RNA of Bursaphelenchus xylophilus (pine wood nematode), 3225 nucleotides long. The record is from the annotation of a GenBank genome assembly. Lineage: Eukaryota; Metazoa; Nematoda; Chromadorea; Rhabditida; Aphelenchoididae.
AUGUCCGUUUCGUGGGGUACUCAAUAUGCCAAACUGAAGACUAACCUCCGACUUUGCGCUAAUCGUUUGAAGUUACUCCAAAAGAAGAAGACGGAGAUGGCACAGAAGGCCCGAACUGAAAUUGCUGAUAUGCUUUUGAGUAAGUUGUUGGUUCUACUUUCUUGAUUUGAGUCUUAGAUGACAAGGCAGAUAGAGCCAGAAUCCGAGUAGAGUCCAUCAUCAGGGAAGACUUUGUUGUUGAAGCCUAUGAACUCCUCGAAAUGUUGUGUGAGUUAUUGUUGGCGAGAUUUGGAGUAAUUCAACAAAUGAAGUAAGUCACAGGUCUCUAAAGUAAAUUUUUUUCAGAGAAAUUGACGACGGUAUUGCAGAAGCCGUGACUAGCAUGUUGUGGGUAGCUCCGCGGAUUUGUCAUGAAGUAACUGAAUUUAAAGUAUGUAUAAUGCCUUUCUUAAUUUGUGUUUUAGGUAAUAAACGAUCAGUUAACUCAAAAGUAUGGUAAACAGUUUGCUGAGGCCGCAAGGAUGAACCAGCUCCCUGAGCCCACUAGAGUAGCCCCUAAACUGGUGGCUAAGCUCAACGUUGGUGCACCGUCCAAACUUCUUGUUGAAAAGUAAGCAAACUGUUUCGCACUUUUAUUUUUACUGUUUUUAGAUACCUAAUCGAGAUUGCGAAAUGUGCUGGUGUUGAUUUUACUCCUGAUCCACGAGUAAUGAGAGAAGAUGACGACGAAUUGGCCAAGGCCGAACAGAAUCUGAUCAACUUUGUAAACGAGGUAAGUUAGACGUCCACAUCGUGAUAUGUUUUAUGAAGCCGGCUACUACACUGCUCCACGAAAUGAUAGACGCACCCUGUUUUUAGCGAUUAUCUUCCUUGUACUAAAUGAUAUCGAAUAAUGUUCAACAGAUGAAAUGUGGCAAAUUAAACGAGAAUUCAUGCCCCGUAGCGAUUUUGGAACAAAAUUUUGCCUUGACUGAGAUAUGACAUUUUUAGACUUUUUUGGGGUCCACAAAAUGAUAGACGCAAUUAAGUAAUUUUUUGUUUAUUUAAAAGAAUUUUGAGUCAACCUGCUGUUAUUACACUUCCUCGUGUUCUCUGUCGUAUUAGAAAGGUAAUUACAUUUAUAUCCGCUGUACUUCAUCGACGCAGUGGCCUUAUGAGCCAUUUCCGACCUUGUACAUGGGGUAAAAAUUCGUUUGAAAAAAAAAUUUGAUUAACGAUUUUGCUUUCGCCAAAAAAACAUCUUAAACCAUCAUAGAUUACUAGUAGCAAAUAUAAGACAUAAAAUAAACCAAUACCGAUUCGCUGAAGUCAUUUAAUCGACCAUUAAGUUACCGUAUACCUUCUACAGUAACCUUCAAAGGCUCUAAAAGUACAGAAGAUUACUAUCGAUGUCAAUUUUUUGCUCAGAAAAUCAAACUCAGCAUGUUAACAAACCUAAAACCGCAACUUAUUGCCUGCUUAAAUGUCAUGAUGAUUGACAGAUGAUUGAUUAAAGAUAAACGUGUAAAAACAAGCCUAUUUUUGUGAACUUUUUUUUGUCGAACGACGUUACCGACCAAAGGUAUUCUGUAACGGCUGAUGAUUAAAACAUUACGUUUUCAGGCAUGCUCAGUUCGAAUUUGCAAAUUAAAUUUUGUCAUUCUCUUUAUUCGCCUUGGUAUUUCGGGGGUCUAAAAGUAUUAAGGUAGCUAGUUGUUGAAGAUGAUAUGCCAAGAAAAUGCUCGGGAUCCUUGAGCAAGCCGUUUUUUUUUCAUCAGUGAGAUCUACACGUAUAAUGUGAUAGUAUUAGCUAGUUUUUCGCCCAAGAAAACUGAAUCACCUACAGUUUUUUUCAAACCGAAUAUUUACCUCAUGUACAAGGUCGGAAAUGGCUCAUAAGGCCGCUGCGUCGAUGAAGUACGGCGGAUAUAAAUGUAAUUACCUUUCUAAUACUACAGAGAACACGAGGAAGUGUAAUAAGAGCAGGUUAACUCAAAAUUCUUUUAAAUAAACAAAAAAUUACUUAAUUGCGUCUAUCAUUUUGUGGACCCCAAAAAAGCCUAAAAAUGUCAUAUCUCAGUCAAGGCAAAAUUAUGUUCCAAAAUCGCUACGGGACAUGAAUUCUCGUUUAAUUUGCCACAUUUCAUCUGUUGAACAUUAUUCGAUAUCAUUUAGUACAAGGAAGAUAAUCGCUAAAAACAGGGUGCGUCUAUCAUUUCGUGGAGCAGUGUAAUUAUCCAUUUCCAGGAUAAUAACAUUGGCUGGAAUGUGGCUGAUCCACGUGUGAAUCUUCCAAAUCCACCCUCGAAUUCGUCGCCAAAUCAUCCAGGGCCUCCUCCCCCGCAAUUCUAUCAGCCUCCUCCACCUCAACUUCCAACUUCUCAAGUCCCUCAUAUGCCCCCACCCAACUUCCAGCCUCCAUCUAAUCAGUUCCAACCACAUCCAACGCAGUUUCAACCUCCUCCACCUCCGCAAUUGAACAGUGUGGCUCCUCACAUGCCGAAUGAAGUAAGUGUAAUUUUAUUGUCAUCUUCUGGCAAAGCCUUUUUUAUUCUAUAUAAAAGUAUGAUUAUGUUGCAGUAUAUGGCACCCAAACCCUCUCAGCCUCCGACUAAUCAGCCCCAGGAGCACAUCUACGAAUCCCCUCCAGACGAUUCCAACACAGGUUUGUGAUCCUGUCGUAAUAAUAAUACCUAAAACUUUCAGAUUUCCUCUAUGACUUCCCAGAACCGCCAUCAGAUUUUGGUGACGACAAAAAGAACGGAGGAGGAGGGGGGAAGUCGGAGGGAGAUAACCUCAACUUUGAGGACCUGACUCAACGAUUCAAACGUCUCAAUCAGAAGUAAAUUACACUUGUCAUGUAAAAUAUGCUAACCUUAACGAGUAAAGUUUUAUCGAUAUUUGAAAGACUUGGCCGUUCUGAACACAUGAGCUUUCAGAUUUAAAUUCUAAACCUAAAAUAUCUUUCAAUCCCAAUUUAAACCAGCAUCUGUUCCCUCACGUGAAGUCUAGCGUCAACGUAGCAUUAAUUGUAGGGUGUCAGCGUGUGUCUGAAAGAUGGCGUAUUAUUAUUUUAGGUCGGGGAUUGUGGCUGGAGUCCCAUGCCCUGUGGCAUUGUGUGAGCGGCUUGUCAACGAGCUGGGAAUGAAAGAUCUUCAAGUUUGUUAUGGAACUACAGAGACAAGUCCGGUCUCUUCAGAUGAGAUCAGGAAUGGACUCAAGUCUUGGGUCAUCUUGAGGCAAUGA